AUGGCCGCCGCCGCGGAGGGUGGAGCUGGGUACCCGGCGGCCAACGGAGGGGAGAAGCCCGCGGAGCAGCCGCAGGAGUUCGACCCCAGCAGGAUGAUUGGCAUCAUCAAAAGGACGGCAUUGAUCAAAGAGCUAGCUGCUGCUUACCAUGCUGAGUGCCUAGCAUGCUGUAAGGAGCUUCUGCAGCUUCAGAGAAAGUGGGAGGAGCAACAUGCCAAGGCCAAGAUGCCUGAAGAACCCAAGAUAUCGUCUGCGAAGCCUUCAAAGCACAGGAAGAGGUAGCCUAUUGAGAGAAUUAAUUCAGAAACACAUGAAAUAGAAAUUAUGGCGAUAUUAGAGAAUUAAUUAUCACAACUUCUUGGUAUAUCUGGUGGAUAAGACAACAGAAAGUUGAUGGUGAGGAGAGGCAACCUAUUGAGAGGAUGAUCAGCGUAGAAAAAAAGAGAAAGAGAGCUGCUAGAGCAAAGCAUGUGAAUGAUUCGUUUCUUUAAAUGUAGAUGCAGCUUUUGACAUCGAGACACAAAAAGGAGCAACAUGAGCUAUGGUACGUGAUGAUAGAGGAAAUUUUCUAGCGGCAAGUAAUAAUAUGGUUGAUCAUGCUAUGGAUGUUGCAAC
Messenger RNA from Lolium perenne, 615 nucleotides. RefSeq lists its product as uncharacterized. The record is from RefSeq and is a predicted model, not a curated record. NCBI's taxonomy places the organism in Eukaryota, Viridiplantae, Streptophyta, Magnoliopsida, Poales, Poaceae.